CGCCAAAAGUUACCGUUUAUGACCGUUGAACUAGCCGUUGCAUUUUUCAUUAUAAAUACUCAUCAAUUUCAAUCAUUUUCAUUCACAACUCAUCUCUUCUCCUACUCUCUCUACUUAAUUCUUUAAUUACGCAAUUAUUCUCUUAAUUAAAUAAUUAGUCUUUUAAUUAUUUCUUAAUUUAGUUAGUUACAUAAUUAAUUAUUUAUUUAUUUCUUAAUUCUAUAUUUCUAUUAUUACUUCAAUAUUAUCAAUCAUGUCUUCAUUUUUGAAAAAAGCCACAAAAAAAGUUACUAAAGUGGCAAAAUCAUUGGGAGGUUCCAGUUCGUCCAAAAGAAAGGCCACUUCUACUCCGUCGGUAUCAACAACACCUUCCAUUAGUAAUUAUAAUUAUGAACAUAAUUAUCCGGAAGGGUACGACCCGGAGUUACAUAAUUAUGCAGAAAAAAUGGAAAGAGAAAUACAAAUUGAUGAAGAAGAAGAACAAGAAGAGGAACCAACGACCCCAAUUGGGAUAAAUAUAUCUCGACAGUCAUCAACAAGAUCACAUGAAGAACAAGGAGAACAACAACAACAAAGACAAGCUCGUGGUAAACGAGUCAAUUUCCAAACUAUCGAUGAAGAUGAACCAGUAAGACAACCUUUUCCGGCAAUGCCACCUCCUAGUGGUAGAGUUGUUUCACAUGUGUGGUCGUAUUUCACAAAAGAACCAACCGAGAAUCCAGAUAUUUUCUUAUGCACUUGUCAAAUUUGUGAAAUUCAAGGAGUAAAGUCCUUAGUUUCAUACAGGAUUCGAAAAUAUUCGUCAACAAGAAGGAUUUGUGGAGGAAGUAGUGAAAAGAAGCAUAAAAAUGUUGAUAAUGAAGGUAAGUUGGCUCAGUCGAAAGAGGACUUACUGUGCAGCAUAAUUUGUCGGUUGAUAUACCAAAGAAUGGCAAACGAAGCAGUGAAGAUGAAAUAA
Molecule: messenger RNA, 958 nt
Organism: Amaranthus tricolor (Joseph's coat)
Lineage: Eukaryota; Viridiplantae; Streptophyta; Magnoliopsida; Caryophyllales; Amaranthaceae
Exons: 3
Coding region: 254-958 (234 amino acids)
Source: RefSeq, a predicted model, not a curated record